CUCUCUGCUCCGUAUCUGAAUGUGUUCAGCGUCAGUAUCACUUUAUAAACGAGAAGAAGAAGACCUGGACUGAAGCUCAGAGAUACUGCAGAGAGAAAUACACAGAUCUGGCCACCGCUGACGACAUGAACGACAUGAAGGAGCUGAACAAGAGUGUGACUGAUAGAAGUGUUCAAUUUGUCUGGAUUGGGCUGCAGAAGACGAGUCGAGAUGAAUGGCAGUGGUCUUCAGGUGAACCUGCGCUCUAUCUGAACUGGGCUACUGGACAACCAGAAGGCAGAGAUGAUUGUGCUGGGAUGAGAAAUGGACAAUGGAAUGAUUUGAGAUGUACUGAUAACCGAUAUUUCAUCUGCUACAACACGAACACAGGACUGGUCCUUGUCAAUCAGCUGAAGAGUUGGAGAGAUGCUCAGAGUUACUGCAGACAGAAUCACACUGAUCUGGUCAGUAUGAGGAACCAGAAUGAGAAUCAACAGGUUCAGAAGAUCAUCAGUGAUAAUAACUCAACUAGAUCAUGGAUCUGGAUCGGUCUGUUCAGAGACUCAUGGCAGUGGUCAGAUCAGAGUAACUCCUCAUUCAGAUACUGGAAAACUGCUGAACCUAAUAAUCAGGGAGGUGAUGACAACUGUACAGUGAUUGAUCCGAAUGCUCAGGGACAAUGGAAUGACAUCCGUUGCAUCAACCAGUAUCCUUUUGUGUGUCAUGAAGAUAAACUGAUUCUGAUCAAGGAGAAUCUGACGUGGUCUGAAGCUCUGAGAUACUGCAGACAGAAUCAUGUGGAUCUGGUCUCGGUUCAUUCAGAAGAGAUUCAGCGUCGUGUGAUGAACGUGGUUAAACAAGCGUCUACUGCAGCGGUGUGGUUGGGUUUACACAACUACUGCAUCAUGAACAUGUGGCUCUGGCUGACUGGAGAGGUCGUGUGCUAUCAGAACUGGGCUCCAGGGAACGGAACGACACCCGAAAACUGCAAACUGGAGAACAGAAAAGGAGCAGUUCAGUCUGGAGGAGAUCAGCGCUGGAUCAGCCUUCCUGAAUCUCACAAACUCAACUUCAUCUGCAGCAGAUAUUAAGAGCUAAUGUGUUUACUUACAUUAACA
Messenger RNA from Cyprinus carpio (common carp), 1097 nucleotides. RefSeq names its product macrophage mannose receptor 1-like. The transcript is spliced from 3 exons. The coding region runs from base 126 to 1070 and encodes 314 amino acids. The record is from RefSeq and is a predicted model, not a curated record. NCBI's taxonomy places the organism in Eukaryota, Metazoa, Chordata, Actinopteri, Cypriniformes, Cyprinidae.